ACCUGAGACAUGCAACUUACAUCAAGAGAGUAACAAGAAUAGCUGGUGAUCUGGUAUACGACUGUACAACAGACAGUUCAGAAAACCAGAGCAUUCUGCAUUACUUUCACUCUGAAGAAUUACAAAAAAAGGAAAAUGGAAAACGGUUGUGGCAAUUACGAGCAAGAAUCAUUGGUCGUGGAGCUAAACCAGGGGGUAGCGCUAGCUAAACAGCUAAAGGCUCAAAUGAGUUCAGAAAUACUUGCAGGUGAAACUAAAGGAAUGUUGGCAGAACGGAUACAUUCUUGCCUUGAGAAGGCUCUUUUGAUUCUGAGAUUGGGUGGGUCAAUGGAACAGUUUCACCAGCAUUUAGUCCCAUCAACCACGGCCCCUGAAUCACCACUUUCGGUCAUUGGAAGUCCUAAGAGUGAAGAUUUGAACCCUGGGAUUCAUGUUCAACAAGAUAGCAUAGAGCUGUCAAAAAAAAGAAAGAUGAUGCCAACUUGGACAGACCAAGUCAGGGCAUGCUCUGAGAAUGCAGCCGAAGGGCCACCCGAGGACGGGUAUAGCUGGAGGAAGUAUGGUCAGAAAGAUAUACUCGGAGCCAAACACCCCAGAAGCUACUACAGAUGCACGUACCGGAACAUUCAAGGCUGUUACGCUACCAAACAGGUGCAACGAAAUGAUGAAGAUCCCAUGCAAUUCAACGUCACCUAUAAGGGAACUCAUACUUGUACACUAGCCCCACGUUCAAAGUCUGCACCAACAUCACCACAAAAACAAGAACGCAACAAACAAAGCAAUUUUCCCAUCAUGCACUACCAGCAGCCGCCCGAUAUGCUGCUAAAUUUUCAGACAGGGCUGAGAGUUGACAUUCAGAGCUUAGAAAAUCAAGAGACAGGAUUUUUCUUUCCAACAAGAGAUUUUGGAUAUGAAAACCAUGCCUUUACACCGUCAACAGUCCAUAACAGUCACCCUAGUAACAGUUUUCCUCAGUCGUUCAUUCAAUCACCAGCCACCUCGGAAUCAACUUAUUUCUCCACAUCACCUUGCAAGGUCAGCACCUUUGGAGGAGUUAACUAUGGACAACAUUUUGAAUCAGAUAUUACAGAAAUAAUUUCAGCUACUACUUCAGGAACCAACUCCCCAAUAAUAGGCAUUGAUUAUUCAAUGGAUCCAUGGGAGGGUUUUCUGUCUGAUAACCAGGCAUUUCCUAACAGCUUCUCUCAAGCUAAAGAAUAAUGUCAUCAACAGCAAGAAAACAAUCCAACAUGUAAUCCCAUGGUUGGCUAUUUUUGGGAAAGUUCAAUUUGAGCAUUUCAUUUAAUUAGACAAGACAGGCAGAGAGGAUAAACAAUAGAAUCAUUAUUUACUUGUAAAUUAUCAGAGAACUAGCAUCUAGGAAACAAACGGGGUUAGUACCUGAUAUAACAAAAUAGGGGGAAGCUUGUCCUAGGUUUAUAGGGAGUCAGUGGUACAAGCAAAGAGCUUCAUGCUAGUUGACGACAAUUUAAUUAUUUAGUUUUUUUUUUCUCCUUCCCUUGUAACCUACUCCGUAAAUUCUUUAGUUAACUAAAACAGCCCUUCAGUCAAUUUUUAUGAAAACAGAGUGAAUAUUGCAUUACAGAAAAGUAUCUUACCUUCAAUUCGCUUCCUUUUUUUAGUAAGACAGAUGAUGUCUAGUUCAAGCCUUACAAAGUCCUUGCUCUAUCCAAAGGCUUACUCCUGUAUGAAACAAAAAUUUUGCAAUGUCUCGGAAAUAUUUCACAUUUCCAAAAUCAAAAGUAGUUUAUGAUUGAAUUCUCUAGCUAACCCCAGCUUACAUUUUAUGGUGGAAACUUUCCAGAGAGAAUGGGAAGUUUACAACUAUGACAAAUGUUGGACAAUGUUACAGCUAAAUUUGAACAAAGAGAGUAGUUGUUUAAUGUUUGAGUAUUUGUUAACUAUAAUUUUGGUAUUUAUUUAAGACAAACAAAAUUGCACAGGUACUCUAGAUGACAAGUAACAUAAAACUUUUUUUGAGGAAACAAGUAAUAUAAAACUUAAGUGACUAGAAUUAUGUAUGAAAACAAAUUAGUACUAAGCCAUAGCUUACGAACCUAGGACUAUGUUCUCUUCUUAAUAUAGGAAGUUAUUACUAGUGCUUAUUAUUAACAUCUCCGGCCAUGUCAGACCAA
This is a messenger RNA of Chenopodium quinoa (quinoa), 2156 nucleotides long. Its product is annotated as probable WRKY transcription factor 41. Gene Ontology annotation, biological process: regulation of DNA-templated transcription. The transcript has 3 exons. NCBI's taxonomy places the organism in Eukaryota, Viridiplantae, Streptophyta, Magnoliopsida, Caryophyllales, Amaranthaceae. The record is from RefSeq and is a predicted model, not a curated record. Gene Ontology annotation, molecular function: DNA-binding transcription factor activity; transcription cis-regulatory region binding. The coding region runs from base 136 to 1221 and encodes 361 amino acids. Gene Ontology annotation, cellular component: nucleus.